AUGAAGACUCGGUACAUGGCAUUGGGUGAAUCUUUUAGAUCACUAGCGUUUUCGUUUAGGAUUUCACAAAGUUAUAUUAGCCGUAUCAUUAGAUUAGUUUUAAAAAGUUUAAGUGAAAGACUAACACCUAUUUUAUUACCACCUCCGACAAAAGAAAAUCUAAAACAAAUUGCCAUGGAUUUUUGGAUUAAAUGGAAUUUUCCAAACUGUGUCGGUGCCAUAGAUGGAAAGCACAUCAGAAUUUUUGCUCCGGGAAAAAGUGGCUCGUUGUUUUUUAACUAUAAAGACUUUUUUUCAAUUGUGCUACUUGCAAUCGUCGAUGCAAAUUGUAAAUUUAUAUUUGUGGAUGUAGGUGCAUACGUCAAAGAAGGGGACAGUGGUAUUUUUAACAAAUGCCGUAUCUCCGAACUAAUAAAGACUGGUGAAUAUUUUCCUUCCCCAGAAAUAUUGCCGAAUUCAAACAAAAAAUUGCCGUAUGUACAUAUUGGGGACGAAGCAUUCCGUCUAGAACCUCAUAUGAUGCGUCCAUAUACUAGAACCGAAGCACGUGAUGAUUACGAAAAAACCGUAUUUAAUUACAGACUUUCUCGUGCUAGAAGAACAUCAGAGAAUAGUUUUGGACUUUUAAGUCAAGUUUUUCGAGUCUUUUAUACACCUAUAUCUCUUAAAACAGAAACUGUAGAUUAUCUUGUAUUAUCAUCAUGCUGUCUUCAUAAUCUUUUACGUGAUCGAUAUUUAGGAAAUAAAGGGAAUUGUUUUUACAACUUUGAUACAAAUGAGCCACCACCUUCUAGGAAUAUGAUUUCACUUUCCAGAUCAGGAGGAUACGCUAAUUUUGAGGGAUUCAAUGUCAGAGACGAAUUUAAACAGUUCUUUAAUAGUCCACAAGGAGCUGUUGAAUGGCAAAAUCACCAAGUCCGACAAAUUGAUAUUAAUUGA
Messenger RNA from Metopolophium dirhodum (rose-grain aphid), 939 nucleotides. RefSeq lists its product as uncharacterized. Bases 1 to 939 code for a protein of 312 amino acids. The transcript is spliced from 2 exons. NCBI's taxonomy places the organism in Eukaryota, Metazoa, Arthropoda, Insecta, Hemiptera, Aphididae. The record is from RefSeq and is a predicted model, not a curated record.